This is a messenger RNA of Ornithodoros turicata, 3422 nucleotides long. RefSeq lists its product as uncharacterized. Bases 367 to 2235 code for a protein of 622 amino acids. The transcript is spliced from 2 exons. NCBI's taxonomy places the organism in Eukaryota, Metazoa, Arthropoda, Arachnida, Ixodida, Argasidae. The record is from RefSeq and is a predicted model, not a curated record.
UCGAUGUCGUGCGUCCGUUUGAACUUUCACGCGAACCGCUCGUCGCGAUCGAAGCUUUGUCUUUCCCGCCGACGUCUUUCUCAAGGGACGGAACGAGGCGUGUCUCGUGCGACGUCGCUGUGCGGGCUUUCAUAAACACCGACCCAGUGGAGUAAUGCUUCCCUCCCUUUGAUCGUUGGAGUAACCUUGGCGCCAUCGAUCUCGACCCGACAUGCGCUGGCGGUCGCACUUACAUGAUCACGACACACAUUGCUGCUUCUCCGGAAAGUACAGCCGCAAGCUAUUCGUUUCCGUACUGCGUUGUGAUCACUGCUGUUCACUGCGUGUUGGAUUCUCAACUGGAUUCUCCGAACCGAACCGCCCAGAAUGCACGCAAAGAAGAUGUUGGUGUUCAUCGUUCUCGGCGUAGGAGGAGCGGUCCUUAUGUGUCUAGCGUACACGUCACAGGGUCACCUCUUCUGGAUACAGUCCUUCGUCGACGGGUCGUUUUCCGCGCCGCGGGAGUAUUAUGUCCUGAAGACGAGCGGGUGUAAAAUUCCGAACUUCGACCCCAUGGACAAAACAGUGGAAGGCCUGUACCGGUACCGCUCCUUCUACACCUGCAGUGGCAGGCCCUCGUUCAUCGUGCAGAAAGACAGCACACUCCUCGUGGAUGCCAAGACACUGAAGAAGUACUACCACAUGAAACCAAAGAACGUCAUCUGUUUCUACAAACCCAUCUUUCGGGACGAAAAACAGGACGUCCCCGAUGAAAAAAUAGUGUUUGGUGCGCGUACCCGUGUACGUUUUGGUCUGCCAUUAAGUGCCGAGUACAUAGUACUGGAGUGCAUCCACAAGGGACAAAAGUUCCACGAAGAAAUCCUCCUUGUUCCGAUUCUGAAAUCGGAAGUGGAAGAUCGUUGCGAGAGAGCGGCCGAGAACCUCGAUCCGAGCGUUGAAAGGCUCAACGUGGUAUUCUUAGGCCUGGACUCCGUCUCUCGCCUUAAUUCGCUUCGCCAUUUAAAAGAGACGAGAAGGUACCUGGAAGAGAACUUUGAUCCCAUCGAGCUCCUGGGCUACAACAAACUGGGUGAUAACUCCUUUCCUAACCAAGUGCCUUUGCUGACUGGACGCUUAGAUAAAGAAGUUAUGGCUUCAAGCCCUGAUAGGUUUUUCGAUAAUCAGAGCUUUGUUUGGAAAACGUACGCGGACUUAGGCUAUCGGACGCUCUUCAUGGAAGAGAGCCCUCGAUACGGGCUAUUUAACUAUCUUAACAAGGGCUUUCGUAAAAUUCCCACAGACUAUUACACUCGGCCCGCAAUACUUGCCAUAGACAGUUCGCGAGACAAGAGGUUCGUGGGAAUGGGUCAGCCUUGCGUUGGAGCGAAACCUCAAACUGUGAUGUACCUCGACUAUACUCUGUCCUUGCUAUCCCUGCUCGGCGACCGUUCGUACUUCACGUACACUUGGAUCUCUGACGUCACUCACGAUGAUCUUAACUCUGCGGGCUACGCCGAUAUCCCGUUCAGAAGAAUGUUCGAGAACCUCGACGAGGCUGGUGUGAUGAACAGCUCUCUAGUCAUCUUCCUCAGUGAUCACGGCAUGAGGUACGGACCUCUUCGCACCACGCUCAUGGGGAAGUACGAAGACCGGCUUCCGUUCUGUUUCCUGAUGUUCCCCGCAUCUUUCAAGGCGAAACACCCGGAAGCCAUGAAGAACUUGCGCAUCAACCAGCAUCGAUUGACAACGCACUUCGACGUCCACGCUACGCUAGUGGAACUGGCAAAUCUACAGCUACCGAACGCAACCUACACGACGAAGCACGGAACUAGUCUCUUGCAUGAAAUUCCCGAAGACCGUACUUGCGAGGACGCGUCUAUCACCCCCCACUGGUGCUGUUGCCACGAGUCUGGGUCGCUACCCACGAAAAGCAAGCUGUCCAAGAGGUUGGCAAUAUUCCUUGUAGGUACAAUUAACAAGUGGCUGUCCGAUCAGGCACCUGGCAAGUGUAAGGCUCUCCGUUUGAAAAGCGUAACAGAUGUCCGGAAAGUUCUCGGUGGUGACUCAGCGGACGUAGACUAUUACUGGGUGACCAUUACAACGUUGCCUGGUAACGCAAUCCUGGAAGGUACCGUCGGCGUGAAUGAAACGGGGACGUAUUUCGUUGACAGGGUCAGCCGUCUCAACUGGUACGGGGGCCAAUCGAACUGCGUUAGUAUUCAUGCUCUAGAGCUGUACUGCUACUGCAAGCGAUGACAUAGGCGAAGCCGCAUGAAUGCUUCACGCUGAACGUUUCUGCCGUCACACUGCACAGGAUGCGCUGUCUGACAGGUAGACCUGGCAGGACGGUCCAAGAAACCGUGACUCGAUGUCGGUUGUUCACAAUGCCGCUGAGAUCCACGACGAGCUUCUGUUCAGACUGACCCACCGCUUGAUGUCAGAAGAAGAGUGACGGGCUAAGGUACGACACGAGGUCACGCUGCUUGAGUACUAUGAGCAAGGAGGUGAUGCCCCAAGUGCUUGAUCAGUGUUCUAUACAGCUAUGCAAAGAGCUUCCUCUACAGGGUAUUUUAGCAGCGUUGCACGUAGCUUGCCUUAUAUGCAGGUUUUCUUGAGUGGUGCGACCAUUUUGGACACCCUAGAACCAUCGCCCAUUUAUCAUCGUCCAUGAACCAUCGUCCAUCGUCACCAAGACCGCAGUGAAGACCGUCAGUAGGUCCUCGUUAUAACGAAACCGCUUUAUUCGAAGUUUUGCGCUGUCCCGCGUUUUGAACCUCCCAAAAUGGUACCGUUGGUGGUGCAUUUGGGAGAGCGAAACGAGGGGGAAAUUCUCCUUCCCAUCUAAAGUCUCCAUAGGACCCUUCCCGGAAUAUUUUUCUGGUGUCCAGCGCAUGUCAAAAGAACCCAAGGUGGUCCAAAUUAUCCGCAGUCCUAUACACUGCUGCAUGGUGCAGCGUGUCGACACACAAACAGGCUGACUCACCUUACGUGUAAAUCUGCAACUAAUUACAUUAUUUUUCGGACUAGCCACUGAACCCAGCUAAUGUCUUUUUUCUUUUUCGCGCCUCAGUUAUGUAUAAGGGUUGCCGAGGUGCUUAUCACCAAUAUUUGUUUCUUCUCGCGCAUUCUUUACUGAAGACUCCCACAGUGUCUCUGCGCGCCUCCGCCGCCGCAGCUUUUGUGGGACAUUCGCGUGUAUCGAACUGCCGCUUCUAUCGAAUUUUCCCCCGGUCCCGUUCGCCUCGUUAUAAUGAGGCUCUACUGUAUUUAGGUGUCGCGACCCAUUUGUCGAACCAAAAAGUUUUGCUGCCACGCUGUCUGCGAUCCGUGUCCUCGAUGCAAGGCCUACAACGUCGCCUGGUGCCUCUUGCUUUUGCACAUGCUCCUCUUCGUCGUGGCAAGAGUCAAAAAGAGAGGUCACGAUAAAAUUUUCUCUCAACCUG